UCAAUUUCAUUUUCCCUUUUCUUUUUCAAAAAAAAAAAAAAAAAUACAUAUAUGAGGCGGCAUCUUCUAGAAGCCCUCUUCGCCGCCGCCGCCUUCUUGCUCCCGGCGGCAGCGGCGGCGGUCCAGGCAAGUCAUCACCUCCUGAACACCACCGGCGCCACCACCUCCGGCGGCGGCGGCGGCGGCCGGUGCAACAUGUUCAGAGGAAAAUGGGUUUUCGAUGGGUCGUAUCCAUUGUACGAUUACUCGAAAUGUCCUUUCAUGUAUGACGAAUUUAAUUGCCUCAAGUUCCGGCGACCUGACCGUAUGUACCUCAAGUAUCGAUGGCAGCCAUUUUCCUGCAACUUGCCAAGGUUUAAUGGGUUGUAUUUUUUGGAGAAGUUUAGGGGGAAGAAGAUAAUGUUCGUGGGUGACUCGAUGAGUUUGAACAUGUGGGUGUCUUUGAGCUGUAUGAUCCAUUCUUGGGUACCUAAUGCAAGAACUGCAUUCGUAAGAACACAAGGCCUUUCUGAAAUUGCAUUCUUGGAUUAUGGAGUUAAGCUGUUGCUAUAUCGAACUCCAUUUCUCGUGGACAUGGAGAGCCAAAAGGCGGGUCGAGUAUUGAAACUUGAUUCGAUCCGAAGUGGCAACUCGUGGAUGGGAAUGGACAUCCUCAUCUUUAACUCUUGGCAUUGGUGGACUCACACAGGAAGAACUCAACCAUGGGAUUUAUUGCAAGAAAGAGGGAAGCUCUACAAAGACAUGAACCGAAUGAUCGCAUACUACAAAGGUUUAACGACAUGGGCAAGAUGGAUCAACCGAAAUGUCGAUCCAUCCAAAACUCGAGUCUUUUUCCAAGGAAUCUCGCCUACGCAUUACGAGGGUAGCGAUUGGAACGAGCCACUAAAUUCGUGCAAAGGGGAAGUGCAACCAUUCUGGGGUUUGAAGUAUCCGGCGGGAAUUCCUCUGGCGAACGUGGUGGUCGACAAAGUUUUAAGCCGGAUCAAGAAACCUGUUUAUUUGUUGGACAUCACGGCGCUGUCGCAAUACCGGAAAGACGCGCACCCGACCUACUAUGGUCGCCAUGGCUUGGAUUGCAGCCAUUGGUGUCUCCCUGGCUUGCCUGAUACUUGGAAUCUCUUGCUUUAUGCUGCUCUAUUCAAUAAGUAGAAAGAUCCAAUUUUUACAUUGAAUUAUUUGGACACAACUAGCUCAUUUGAUCAUGUUGUAUUACUAUGUACGUAUGUAUGUUCUUUGUUUGUUUCAAUUUAUGAUCGAAGAAGAGAUAGAUCUCUUGUUUGAUAAAUGAACGAACUCGAGUUUUGUU
This is a messenger RNA of Andrographis paniculata, 1306 nucleotides long. RefSeq names its product protein trichome birefringence-like 39. Gene Ontology annotation, cellular component: Golgi apparatus. Gene Ontology annotation, molecular function: O-acetyltransferase activity. Bases 52 to 1149 code for a protein of 365 amino acids. The record is from RefSeq and is a predicted model, not a curated record. NCBI's taxonomy places the organism in Eukaryota, Viridiplantae, Streptophyta, Magnoliopsida, Lamiales, Acanthaceae. The transcript is spliced from 5 exons.